Messenger RNA from Solenopsis invicta (red fire ant), 4093 nucleotides. Its product is annotated as runt-related transcription factor 1. NCBI's taxonomy places the organism in Eukaryota, Metazoa, Arthropoda, Insecta, Hymenoptera, Formicidae. Gene Ontology annotation, biological process: regulation of DNA-templated transcription. Gene Ontology annotation, molecular function: RNA polymerase II cis-regulatory region sequence-specific DNA binding; ATP binding; DNA-binding transcription factor activity, RNA polymerase II-specific. Gene Ontology annotation, cellular component: nucleus. The record is from RefSeq and is a predicted model, not a curated record. The coding region runs from base 1372 to 2877 and encodes 501 amino acids. The transcript has 7 exons.
UAGUAUUCACGCGGCACGAUCGCUGGUGCUGCUGCUGUUGUUGCUGCUUCUGCUAGCACCCCGGUCUGCCGUUCUUCGUGUAUUGUUGUCCAAUCGAGCGUACCGACGAACCGGUUUUCGAGCCGGACCACACGCGCCAAUAUCGCUCGUACGGUAUGGCACGAGCUUUUUUUGGGUGGGCGGUCAUUGAACAACGGGAUGUUAUUGGUCGAUCGCCGUGACACAUGCUCGCGUGCACUGGGAUCGGAGAUCUGGUGACGCUGCUAUUUAUCGCAGCGAUUUUAUCGACGAUUCGCGGUAUCUGCACGCGAUCCUAGAUUAUCGAAUUCGCACCGAUCAAUGCCAAUAUGAUCCUAGAUCCUAGCUAGUGCAUUUGUUUUUCUCGUAGAGAAACGCGACGAACGUGAGAGCUCGAAUCUUUCGACAUUGUUCCGUAUUACGUGUGGUGAGUGGCAUUUUAUUUGGUGAUUCGAUUAUCUUUAUCGCUCAUCGCAUUUUUAUGGUGCUCAAGUGAAUGAUAGCUCAAACUUUUUCUAUGAUCUCUACGUAUACGAUUGAUCCGAUCGAGUUUUCUCUAAUUCUUCGCAAUGUUCGCGCGAUAAUUGCUCGUUUUCGCUACCACGUGUUCGUGCUUGGGUUCGAAGAUCGGCGUGGACGAGCAGUGUUAUCAUCGAUUGAUUGUGGUCUCCUAUAAAACCCAUCAAGCUUUGAUGGGGUUGUCACGUGUCGGUGGGACGUUUGUGAACUCGAGAGUCAUCGAGGAACGAAGAGUGUCGUGCUGGAAUUGACUAGUCAGGAUCUGCGGUGAAUGAUGGUUCUUUCGAUCGAUUGCAACUCAUGGCACUGUGCCGAAAGAUUGUAUUCGAUUUACGAGGAAACGGGACUUUACAUUUCAAAAUAUAAAAGAUUAAAUAUUUGCAGCUGUGUAUUAGAAGAUAAAAUUUUAGACGAAUAAAAUUACUUUGGCUCGCCCCAUCGAAAAGUUUAACUUCUGCAAAAGUCGAUGUUGUACCCAACAGAAAUAUAAUAACCCCCAUAAAUCUACCACAAGAAUGAAAGAAUAAAUAAUCCGCGCUGCCAGUUUUAUACAACAAUGCAUACUUAUAUAAAGCAACUUGAAGAAAAUUAUGAAUCAAGCACUUCCUUAUCGCCAACAUUAUAAAGAAGACUUGCUAAAAUUAAUGACGUCCUGAAGAUAAGCUACGCUUGUUUUCCAUUUUGGAAAAGAGUUGGUCCUGUCGCAAAGAAUGUCAGGCUAUUGAGCUUGAUUGACGCAAGAGAUCAUGCAUUCUUGAAGAAUGCUCGCGCGACUCUCCUGGUUCAGCGGCUGAACCGAAUGGAAGGAUGUUUCAUCCGGUGUUCUGACUGCCUAUGGAUAUAUUCGGCCGUUGCAACGGCGGCGGCAGCGGAAGCACGGUAGCCGGAAACGGUGCUGGCUCAGUAAGGACGUCCAGCAACGAAUCCGCGGGUGGUGGCGGUACGUCGAGCGGUACCAGCGAGAGCGGUAGUAGCGCGAGUGGCAGGAUGCAGUUGACAGGAGCCUCGGCACCUGGCGCGGCCGCCUCGCCGGAGUCAGGCGUCUCACCGUUGACCGAUGCUUACACCAAGAUGACCAGUGACAUCCUCGCUGAGAGAACCCUAGGUGACUUUGUUAGUGAACAUCCUGGCGAGCUAGUUAGAACAGGAUCGCCGCAUUUGGUCUGUACCGUUCUGCCUGCGCACUGGAGGUCUAAUAAAACUCUUCCGGUGGCUUUCAAAGUUGUAGCUCUCGGCGAGGUAGGCGACGGCACCUUAGUGACUGUUCGUGCCGGCAAUGAUGAGAACUGUUGCGCCGAGCUUAGAAAUUCGACGGCUCUGAUGAAGAAUCAAGUCGCCAAGUUCAACGACUUAAGGUUCGUCGGCAGAAGCGGAAGAGGUAAAAGUUUCACCUUAACGAUAACAGUGUCGACGACUCCGCCGCAAGUCGCCACUUACUCCAAGGCGAUUAAGGUGACAGUAGACGGGCCGCGCGAGCCGCGAUCCAAGACCAGUGAGUAUCACUUGCUGUCUCUUUUAGGGCAGCAACAACAGUUUCAUGCCUUCGCGUUCGCCUCGCAGCGAGGCGGUCCAUUCUUCGCCUCGCCUUUGGUGGACCCGUUGCAACCUCUGCCAAAUCCGUUGCAACCAUUACCGAAUCCGCUCCAGCCGAGGGAUCCGUUGUCUUCUUUCAGACACGCGAUGCCUGGCAAUUGUCAGAAUAUGUCCCAGUUUGGCCUGACAGCGAGCAAUUCUUGGGGAUACGGUAGCACGGCCGGCUACGCCGGCUACCUUCCGGGUCCCCUUUCGUCGUGCGCCGCACAGGCCUCGUUUCCACCUCCGCCGCCACCCCCUCCGCCACCACCGCCGACGUCUACGUUGGCGUCUUUCGCCGGUACGGCCUCCAUGACUACCCCGACGGCACCGGACUCGACGGCGGGUUCGACUGUCACAUCCGGCACCGGUAAUACCGGCACCACGCCGCAGCAGGACGCUUUUUCCGCGGUCUCCUCUCUCGUACCGGACACCACGACACCGGGUCAGUCCGAUCCGUUGGAUCCGCUGAGCAGCCUCAUGUCCGGUAGCUCGUCCACCCAGAGAUAUCAAGACUACGUGUCACCCAGAUCACUGUCCACUGACUCUAGCACAACCGAGAGUCCGGUGCACGAGGAGCAGGGCUUCGGGCAGAAUUACGGCAACUACUUUCCAACGCCCGGUGUGCUUCCCAGCAUCCUCUACUCCCAGCUGUACGGGAAUCAGUUCCAGAAUCCCGAGAGCGCCGAACAGAGGGCCGUCGCGGACAGUUGCAGCGUGAGGCAAGAAGAAGUCAGACCGGAUAACAACGUCUGGAGACCAUACUGAGAGAGCAAUUUCUUAUCGCACAAUUCGACUGUCGAGAAAUUGGGGAAUUCCUGGAAGACGAGAGGGAAGUAACGCUUAAUAGAUCGCUCUUGAGGCUAUCGGCUGUUGUGACGAGAUCGGUCAAUAAUUCUUACGUGACGUCGUGAUUCUUUGAGAACUAUCCAAGUGUUGAGGACAAUUCUCGAUGGCGAAUUAGCACUAGUGGGCAUUAAAACUCGAUUCGGAAAGAGCUCGGGAGGGGGCCGAAUCCGUUCACCGAGGGACGUUUUUUCCGGAAAGCUUCGGGAAUAUAAAAAUUGUUUUACCGGUUGUGUGUCUCACGCUAAUGAAUCUUAGGGGUGCAAAUGAGCGAAGGGAGAUUUGUAAUUAAGUGAGAACGAAUUGCGUACGAGAGAGCGAGUACGGGUGUGAAAGUGGUGAUGACGACUACAAUAAUGAUAUUCGAAGGCUGUAUAUACGUGUACAUAAAGCUAGAACAUUGUCGUUUCAUCGAAUUAUUAUUCGCCGUCGUUUCCAACGAUGCGAUUUAGUUUUAUCGAUUAUGUUUUCAUAGUAUAUAUAUAAUUGCGAACAACUGCUGCGGGAUCGUGCAAUAUUGUCGAGACUGCCAAUAUCGGCGAUUAGCUUCGUUUCUUUUUGUAAAUACAUAUAUCUUUCGUAUAUCUACGUUGCGCGCGUUCUGUUUUCCCUCCAUUCGCGUUUACUUGAAAAACCUAUCUUUUAGACUGAAGAAAUCCGGCUCCACGCUUUCGGCAAGAUAUUUGCAGCGACCCUGAGUUAUCUUGAGAAAUCGACUGAUUCGCGAAAGGCUAUCACGUGCGGUCACGUUCGGGUCAAGCCAACCGAUAAAAUCGAAUAGGUUUCGAUUCGCGUGGGGUGAAAAAGUUUCCUGUCGCGUGAAAAUGUCGCUGCGGGGGGAGCGCGCGAGCUGCGAAGUGCUCGCAAGUAUUCAACGAACGUAUGAACGAACGUGCCGGCAUCGAAGAUCUUACAUCGAAAUUUCUGCCAAAGAAACGAAAGCUCGAGGAACAACUCGCGAAGCAGUUUCGCGAGAAGCACCGUGCCGCGCCGGCAAGAAGCUUAUUCGUUUUUGUAAACCGGCGACGGGUGCACUCUGCGUUUCCAAAAAAAAAUGAUUUCCGAUAUACAUAUCUACCGACCUAUUGUUAUCGUAGUUUUUGACCGAGUCGAAGUAAAAGUGUAUUUCAAAAUAUAA